Seminavis robusta is the source of this 2375-nucleotide messenger RNA. The record is from the annotation of a GenBank genome assembly. NCBI's taxonomy places the organism in Eukaryota, Bacillariophyta, Bacillariophyceae, Naviculales, Naviculaceae.
GAAUUCCAACAACCAAGCAAAGCAAAGGAUACGAGGCACAGUUUUGCUCCGAGGAUUGGAUCUUCCAAGCCAACUGUCUUUGUCGGACCCAUAGCUAGUCUCGCUCUAUCAGAAGUAAGUAGUCUAAUAGGCAAGAUGACGAGCGAACCAGUGAAAGAUGAGACUGAAAAUGUGGAAAAGCAAGAAGUGAAAGAAGAUGAAAUCCCAAAGGAGCAGGCUGAAGAAGUAGAAGUAGAAGCCAAGGGUGAAGAAGUAGAAGUAGAAACCAAGGCUGACGAGGAAGACAAAGAGGAAAACAAAGAGCAAGACAAAGAGGAAGAGAAAGCUGAUGACGACGACAACAACAAGGCUAAGGAAGACGAAGUAAAGGCGCAUGCACUAGAAAAGAUGCAACUGUCAUUUACAAAAGCCACAGCCGAAGAAUUCGUGACUCGCACAUACAAGUUGGUCUCGUUACGAAGUUGGUUGGACAAUGAUAAGAGCGAUUCUCCUGCGAGUUCUUCUCUCGUGAUUCAAACUCUGAUCAAUAGCAACUUGCUGACGGCCGAUACAGCCAAUCGCUAUUUGGAAAAGAAAUCGUCUCGUUUGACGCAACUCAAGACAACUCUACCAGAAGAUCUCUUUGGUUUUGUCAAUGGAAACCUAAAACCUCAAAUCCACAAACUACAAGACAAAGACAAUGCCGACUUUUUACUCCAGAUUGUCGCCGUCUAUUUCAAAGUACUGACAGAUGCUCAAAAAUCGUAUCGCGAAGAACUCUUGAAAGAUCGCAAACAGUGUUGUGCUGGAUCCAACGAUUUUGAUCAAAUGGCACAAAAAGUCAAGGAAUUGCAGACACUAGUCACUACAGAAUGUCAAUUGACUCUUGCCGCACAAGACAAACUCCACCAAGGCGCACAAGCGUUGAUUGCCCUCUACACGGCCGAUGCUGAUUAUGCCGCACAAAAAGUAUGCUACUACAUUUUUCACGAACUCAUGGAACAAGAACAAGAACAACAACCACAACAACAAGACACCAUUAUUACUCCACUCUUUACCGACCAAUGGUUAAAACCUACCAACGCUACCAAUACCAGUAGUGUCCCACAAAUCACGGCAUGUCUCGAAGAACAAACGUCUCAUCUCCAAGAAGAUUUGGAUCCAACCAUGUUCCCCAAAGCAUUGCAGGCACUCGUCACACGGUUUGUCCAUUAUUACCUCGAACGCUUACUACAGACAUGCACAGCGCACAAAUCACUCGAAGAACCCUAUUGGCCAGAUACUGCAGCCGCCCUCCAACAAAUCCAAACCGAUAUUAGCAGUGCUCAAACCUUUUUUGAAUCGCUGGCACAAGAUCGACACAAACCAUUGAUUCAUGCCGAAUUGGAUUUGCUCACUACAAUUCACCACAUUCUGUCCAUUGCUGCUGCCUCCUCCUCUGCUACACCUACUGACGAAUCCAACACUAGUUCCACGAAUGAUUUGAAGGACAGUAUUCUGGCACUCCAAGCCCGGAUUGAAAAAUAUGAUACCACCUAUUAUGUCAUGGGCGAUCUAUACCAUCUCGUUGCACCCACACAAGAACGAUAUGCCUAUGAAACCACCAAAUCGUUGGCGAGACAAUUGCGCGCGUAUAAUCGUCGCGAUGAUCCCGAAAUCGUGCCCGGAUUAUCCCUACGAGUCAUGUUGCAACAUCAUUUGGUGGCAAGUCGCGGUCAACGCACUCGAUUGGGGGCGGGUGUAUUCAACAAUUUGUUGGGACGCAUCGGUGGCGCCAUUACUUCCUCGACAACUGGCAAUAUUAACAGGACGGCGAGUAGUGCCUCGCAUAUGACACCACCCCAAGACAAAUUGACCUAUGAAGAAUUGGAAAAGGAAUUGUUUGAUGUCAAACAGGAAUUGGAAGAAGCCACCGAACGGGCACAACAAGCCGAAGAUCAAGUUGAUACGUUGCGACGCGAAUUGCAACACACCAAGGAUCAAUUGGCCGAAGUCAAUCUGGAAGCACUCCAGAGAACGGCCAAUGGAGGCAACAGUCGGAGUAAGUCACCGCCUCCGAAACGGAAUGGCAGUAACAGUAGCAGCAGGAGCAAAUCACCACCCCCGAAACGGCCGUCCAAUGAAGUGGAUGUGUAAGACGUUAGCACUGUGAGCGAGCGCUCGAGAGUGACAGUGAUGAUCGAGCUCCGUAAUGGCAGGUAUACACGUCUUGCUACCAUAAUUAUAGAAAAAGUAUCUCAUUGGUGGUGCUGCGAGUUUUCAGCAACGAAGAGUGUCACUCGUAUCUUCAUAAAAGCGCUCAUUUACACGCAAAAGUUCUGCGGCUUCCAACAAAUCCACACCACUCCGUAGGAUGGCUGUCUUAUAUCCACCAAGUCACUCAUUAUGUUCGUACG